AUGAGCCAACCAAAUUUAACGUGUUGUUACUGCCACUCUGUCGAAGGUGUGUUAGAAUGCGCUCAAUGUGGGAAACGUAUUUGUAACGGGGCGUUGAGCAACUCCUCGAAGUGUCAAUUGCUUGUCCACAUAAUUAAGCGUCAACACUUUUCGAUUAAAUGCAACGGACUUGUGCUUGCUUGUACGGAGUGUGGGGACACAAAUGUUUUCAAUUUAUUCUUUGAAACAGAUACCCCGAUUUUUUAUUGCAUCAAAUGCCUUAAGAAAAAGCCGGAUGACUUUAGAAAGGCGUGUCAGUACAACCUUGUUAACGACGGUGCGAUAGAUUUAUCUAACAUGCAAUUUCCUCACAGUCCUGGUGUAUGUAGUUUGGAUGAGGUAUAUAAAGAGGAAGGUAUUCAAGAUGAAACGUUUGAUUUAAUUGGGGUACACACCACUAAUAGAUACAAUAACACCAAUAUAUAUGCGAAGAUAUACAUCAAACUACUUGAGUUUGAAGAAGAGAAUAAAGGAUGGGAAGAUUCUACUGUUCAAAAGUCGAAUAUCAAAUUUGUUCCAAAUGAUACAGGAACGAAGGUUUACAUUUCUAAACAAUUGUUGUGCUUUAUAAAUGCACGACCAGCAGACAUGAUCAUACUUGUUGGUGGUGGAGACAAGUCGCCCAUAAAAACUGAAACGCGGGAAGAAAUUGAACAUAACAUUAAAGGGUAUUUCCCACGUGCAGACUUUGUUGUGUUCGGACACAUUAAAACAAUCAACAAAACGUCUGUCUUGGAACUUGACCCAAUGCUUUUUGGAGGGUCAGACUUGUCGUCGUUGAUGAACACAAGCAGUGAAUUUAUGAAUUACUCGAAGGUGUUUCGAGUGUACUGUUACAAGGCCAAGAACUCGUUUCUGAAUUCGAAGAAGGUCAUGUCUCAGUUUGGCAAUUCUCAGUUGACUGAUUACAAAAAGGCUAUUUUGGGCAUUCAGCAAUUCACAAAUACAAACACCUUCACUUUAAACGACAUCAACACAGACUUUUCAGGGAGAACACUUGAUUUGAAUGACUCACAAAAGAACGCUGUAUUACAAGGACUAAACUGUAAUUGUUCACUGAUUGUGGGACCGCCAGGGACUGGUAAAUCCACAGUGGCUGUAGCUUUAGUUCAAAAUUUGAUGGUCUACAAACAACAUUUUGUCGAUGGUAUUGACAUACAACAGAAGAUACUUGUCUCUGGGCCAAGUAAUAAUGCAGUGAAUGCGCUUUGUGAAAAGCUAAUUGAGAAUGAUAUCGAGUGUGUGAGGAUCGUUGUGGACAACAAAUACACAAAUAUGUCGACAAAAGUCUUUCACAAGACAUUGAUGUAUAAAGUGUACACAUUCUUGUUAAAAACUUUUCAAGAAGUGGACGAUGUCAAUAAAAUUAAUGUCCGAAAAUUUUUGGAUGUCUUUGAGAGAAAAGUGCAACAAUUUUUAACAGACUCGGACAAAGACAAAUUGGCGUCUUUGGAGUUGAUAUACAACACUACACCUGAGAUUAAACGAGACUUCAAAACCUUUAACGACUUUCUUCAAACACAAGACGACGCUUUAUGGAACAAAGUCAGUGGCGGAGCAGAUUUCAAUGACGACCAAAUCAUCAGAAAAAUAAUGAAGAACUACCAAGAUGUAAUUUUGAACGAUUGCGAAGUCGUUUGUGCGACUUUAUCAAAGCAAAUUUCAGGAGUCAAAUUUUGGUGUACCAUCGGUGACGAGGCCUCACAAGCACUUGAACCAGAAACUCUUAAAGCAAUCAAUGAAGUCAAAAAAGUGGUUUUGAUAGGCGACUUUAACCAACUGCCGCCUACUGUAGUCACUACAAAAGCUAAACAAGGCGGACUUGAUUUGUCAAUGUUUGAGAGACUCAUACAGAACAAAGUGUUUACCACUUUACUUAAUGUACAGUACAGAAUGCACCCGGCGAUUUCUUCUUUUCCAAGCAAGAACUUUUAUAAAGGGAAUUUACAUGACGGUGUCACCGAGCAACAGAGAAGCGACCCAAGACUCGACCACUUUUUCCCAGUCGAACACUGGCCUGUUGUGUUUAUCCACCACGAAGGCAAAGAAAGCGUUGGAGAGAACGGAGCGAGUUAUUACAAUGUCAACGAGGUUGGUAUAGUCACUGCAGUUAUUGGAGAAUUAAAGAACCGAGGGUUUCAGGAUAGAGAACUGGGUAUCAUCUCGACUUACAACUCACAAAUUCAACUGAUAUCGGAGAAUAUUGAAAAACAAGGGAAUAUCCAAACGAGUAGUGUGGACAGUUUCCAAGGCUCUGAGAAGGAAAUUAUAGUGUUGUCGUGUGUGAGAUCGAAUGAAAGACUUGGAAUAGGGUUUGUCUCGGACCACAGAAGAAUGAACGUAGCACUCACUCGAGCUCGAAAAGGGUUGGUUGUUGUUGGUAAUAUGAGAACACUCUCCACAGACCAAAACUGGAGGAAGUUAAUUUUGACUUAUGGGGAAAAGCAGUGUGUUGUGUCUUUGCAAACAUUUCCAUUCAAGUUCACGAAAAUUCCAAUUCAAGUCAGCCAAACGAUCAAAACAGAAGCUAUUCACCAAGUAUUAUAUAGUAUCGAUAAUAAUUUGGCAUUUAAUAAACAAGAAAGGGAACUUCAACAAACACAAGAUACACCUUUUAACAUUCCUGAAAGUCUUCUAAAAAACAUCCCAAAAACUGUUUUUAUACCUGAGUUACAUUCGGAACAAACACAACUCAAUGUUUCACAACAAACAUAUCAAAAACUUAUUAAAACGCCUUACCCUAAAGCAGUUGAUAUACCACAACCUUCACCAAUUAUUAAACAAACGCGUAACGUUGUUCAAACUCAACUUGUUCCAAUCGAUAAUUAUAUCGAAGGUUGCGAUGAAAUGAUUCAAUUUGAAGGGCAUACACUUAAACUACAAAUUGGUAAAGGUGCCCCAGAAAGCUUUGAUCUGAACUACGAAAUUGAUGGACCAAGUGAAAUAAUCAACCUCCAACUUACAGUUAAAUGUGACGGUAAUGGUAUUUACACACGACGCGGGGGCGAUGUUUAUCGGCAAUUGUUAUUUUUAGACUACCUCAACGGUGUUAGCAUAGACUUUCAGCAACACGUAUUCAAUGGUACAGACAAUGUGUUGUUGGGCUUUGAGAUCCAAUCUGCAGAUAUCAGGUAUGAUGGGUUUGGUCUUCCAGUUCAAACACCAAAUGGGUACCAAAAUGGUGCUUUAGUGUUUUGUGUGCGUCUUGUGACUGAUCAGAAAGACUUGUCUCCCGAUGACAUUGAACUGAAUCAACUCGCCUACAACAUCAAAUUCAGAGAAUUUCAUUAA
This is a messenger RNA of Entamoeba invadens IP1, 3330 nucleotides long. RefSeq lists its product as hypothetical. The transcript has a single exon. Gene Ontology annotation, cellular component: cytoplasm. NCBI's taxonomy places the organism in Eukaryota, Evosea, Mastigamoebida, Endamoebidae. Gene Ontology annotation, molecular function: RNA binding; RNA helicase activity; zinc ion binding. Bases 1 to 3330 code for a protein of 1109 amino acids. Gene Ontology annotation, biological process: nuclear-transcribed mRNA catabolic process, nonsense-mediated decay. The record is from RefSeq and is a predicted model, not a curated record.